Messenger RNA from Eucalyptus grandis, 2238 nucleotides. RefSeq names its product protein ROLLING AND ERECT LEAF 2. The record is from RefSeq and is a predicted model, not a curated record. Lineage: Eukaryota; Viridiplantae; Streptophyta; Magnoliopsida; Myrtales; Myrtaceae.
GAUGCCACAUCCCCCGUCCUAUGUCACUGGCUAUGUUUCGGUGAUGGCACGUUCCUGUCCCGACCAAAAAUGAAAAAUCCAUGAAAGCAGCUUUUCCAAGUUUUUCCCCCCGAACUUUGCUUUGGAUACCUCUCCUUCCUCCUCUUCUCGAUUGGGUCUUGAGCCUUUUCAAGAAGCACGCCCACGUAACGGGGGAAAUGCUGAGGGAGAACCCAUCUGACCGUUCUUUUUGUUGAGGGAGGGAAAGAGAGAGGAGGCAGAGGGAGGAAGGAAUCCGCAGCAGCAGUCGUCGGAGGAGGACAUUUUCCAGGUGAACCCCAGGUAGAGUUGCGAUAUUGGUUUAUUCGUAAUGGGCUGCGUCGCUUCGAGAAUUGAUGAAGAAGAGAGGGUUCAGGCGUGCAAGGAGAGAAAGAGGUUGAUGAAGCAGUUGCUGGUGUUUAGGGGGGACUUUGCUGAUGCCCUGUUGGAUUACAUAAGCCUGAAGAACACGGGAGCGACACUCCGGCAGUUCACCGAGUCGGAGUCGUUGGAGAUCGAGAACACUUUGUUCGGCCUGGCAUCACCUCCUUCUCCUCCUCCCCCUUUGCCUCCAUCACCUCCACCUCCACCGGUUUUCAGUCCGGAUAAUAGGAGGCACAAUAAAACUAAGGAGAGAUUACUAGUACACAAGAAAGAAGAACAAGCUGUGGAGUUGGACGAUGAUACUUCAUCACAGAUGAGCGGGGACACUAAUGAAAGUGCUGAUAUGACCAUGGAAGUUUGGAAGAGCAAGAAGUCCUUGGAGGGUAUUGUGAAGAACUUGGAUGAGCAUUUUCUGGAAGCAUCAGCUCUUGGCAGGGAUAUAGCUAUUCUUGUGGACUUCAAUUCAUGGGAUAGUUUCCCACCCAAGAAAACAAAAGAACACAAGAGGAAGAGAAGCAAUUCUGCUAAGGUUGUGAGUGCUCUUUCAUGGAACUGGUCAUCUAGGUCACUUCAGCUUACAAGAGAUGUUACUGAGUAUCCUGGUCCUAGUGAACCCUGCAAGGCGGGUGCUCAUCCGAUCGCUCUUGACAAGCUGUUCACUGCAGAGCAUAACCUUUAUAAACACUUAAAGGAUGAAGAAAACACAAAGCUAGAGUACGAGAGAAAACUCUUGUUACUGCAAAAGCAAGAAGAUGAAAACCAAGACUGGGCCAAGAGGGACAAAACCAGAUUAACUGUGGAGGGUCUGGAGUCUGACCUAAUUAGCCUGCAGCAGUCCAUUAGUAGAACUUGUGAUGUAAUAGUGACUCUAAUAGAUGAGGAGCUUCACCCUCAGUUGGUUGCAUUAACUUCCGGGCUGCUGCACAUGUGGAAAACAAUGUGUAGAUGCCAUAAACUUCAAAACCAUAUAGCACUCCAAUUAAAUCAUAUUUCAGUUAAUCAAGUAACAGGGCUUUCUUCAGACUUCCAUCGCCAGGCCGCAGUACAGCUUGAGUCUGAGGUGGAAUCAUGGUACAAAAGCUUCUGCAAGCUCGUUACAUCUCAAAAAGGUUAUGUCAGCACUCUCCAAAGGUGGUUAGAAUUAACGGAUUGCCUUGCGGAUGAUCAACUCCAGAGUAAUUUCUCUUCUGUGCUUUGUACACUUUGUGAGGAUUGGCAGAUUCACCUUGAAAGAGUACCUGAUAAGGCAGCUUCAGAUGCCCUCAAGAGCCUUCUAUUGGGUGUCCGCUCUAUCCUUUUGCAACAGGCUGAGGAACUAGACCUGCAGAGGAAAGCCAAGAAGCUCGAAAAGAAGUUGCAGAAAGAGUCGUCUUCACUGGAUGAAAUGGAGAAGAAGCUCGAGCGAGGCAUUUCCGCAGAUAACCCGACUUUGGAGGUGGGUCCUAAUCAUCCUAUAUCACUGAAGCGUGCGAAGAUCGAGACCCUGAAGAAACGGUUGGACGAUGAGAAUGCCAAGUAUGUGGUCUCGGUCGAGUUCACCAAGGCCAUGGCCCUGAACCACCUCAAGAACGGCCUGCCUUGCGUUUUUAAGGCAUUGAUGGAAUUCUCAGGUGCUUGCACUAAGGUAUUCGAGGCUCUGAAUAACCCCGGCGAGCAGGUAGGCAGUCGUGAGAAUGAGCCGCGGGUUUUGCCUGCGUGAUUUCAUGGAUGCCUGAGGCCGUGUGUAUAAUUUGUUUCAACAUUUGGUAAACCUUGAUAAGGUGUCAUUGCAUUUGCAUAGAAAUACUGUGAAAUUCUUUUUGUUAAUUUUGGUUUGAUCUUAGCUUGAUUUUGAUG